Molecule: messenger RNA, 2856 nt
Organism: Indicator indicator
Lineage: Eukaryota; Metazoa; Chordata; Aves; Piciformes; Indicatoridae
Gene: SNX19
Product: sorting nexin 19
Exons: 11
Coding region: 1-2856 (951 amino acids)
Cellular component (GO): early endosome membrane; intracellular membrane-bounded organelle
Molecular function (GO): phosphatidylinositol binding
Source: RefSeq, a predicted model, not a curated record
AUGCCAAGCCAGAGGCCACAAGGCUUCCGCCGGGUGCUGCUGGCACUGGUGGCCACGCUGGGCUGGCUGAUGGCCUUACAGUUGCUGGUGGACCUGCGGCUGCUGGGGCUGCUCUGUGGGCUGCUGGCAGCACUGGGGGGCUGGCUGGGCCCCCGAGCUCUCAGUCCCCCUGGCCGGCGGCUGCGGCUGGAACGUUUUAUCAGCUCACUGCAGCCACAGCCCCACUGCCCAGAAGCUAAGGAGCAGCUGGAGAGGGAGAUCACCAGCACCAUCCACAAAGUGGUGCGGGACUUUGUGGCCUCCUGGUACUGCACUGUCAGCAGGGAGCCAGCCUUUGAGGCUGAGGUGGAGAAGGCCAUGACCGGCCUGGCCGCUGAGCUGAGGCAGCGGAUGGGGCGAGUGGACCGCCAAGCCCUGGCUCACCGCAUCCUCCUCCUCUGCGGCCAUCACUUGCAGAGCUACCUGCAGGCCCAUGAGGCCCUGAGGGACAAUCCGGCAGGUGGCAGGACCCUGUGGCAGGAGUACAGCCGGCUGGCAGGGCCGCAUCCUGCCCUCCGCAGCCCUGCAGCUGAGCUGGGCUAUGCCCGGGCUGCGGUGGAGAUGCUGCUGCGGGCGCUGGUGCCAUGGCCGCACCUGGAGACGCGGACAGGACGCUUCGUGGUGGUGGAGCUGGUCACCUGCAACGUGCUGCUGCCGGCCGUCAGGAAGAUGGCUGAUCCUGACUGGAUUAACCUGCUGCUCAUUGGGGCUCUCUCCAAGAAGCCCCGGGCUGAGAAGCCACCCCCAGCACCCCCAGUGCCUGAUUGCUUGCCAUUCACGGUGCCGACGGACGCUGUCCCUACCAGGUUGUCACCUACCCCAAGAGUCACAGAGGUGCCCAGGCAAGAAGCUGGGGCUGCUGGUGAGAAGGGAGAGGACUCAGUGAGUGGUCUGUGCCCCCCAGAAGAGCCCUUCCUCCGGCCACGAGCCCUGGGCAACCUCUUUCCCUGCGAGGGUUUGGAGCUGGAGUCCCCCGCACCCGAUGUGGGCCAGGACAUGGAUCUGCUGGCACCAUCACCUGCAGGGGAGUUCCUUGAUGAAUCCCUCCAGGACACCUCCAGUGUGCUGGAGGGACCAGAAAAUGGCAUGGGGGAUCAGGAGGAAGGCAUUGCCACCAACUCAGAUGCUGGCCUGCUUUCCACCUCUGCUUUUGCACUGAGCUCCUGCCCUGACAUCCAGAUCAACCCAGCAGUUGAGAAGGAAGUGGAAAGCCCAGCUGUGCCCAAGAAGUCCUCCUCACAGAGACCCUCCAGCUUGGGGAAAGAUCUGGGGGCAACAGAGGGCCCACUACAAACCCUUGCAGACUCCAGGCACACUCUGCCCCUGCUCACAUCCUCCCCAACAGCUUCCAUCAGCACCUUCAGCUUUGAGCCCCUCAGCAGCCCCGACGGGCCGGUUGUCAUCCAGAACCUGCGGAUAACUGGGACCAUCACUGCCCGAGAGCACAGUGGGACUGGCUUCCACCCCUACACCCUCUACACUGUCAAGUAUGACACAGCCCUGGAGGGUGAGAGCACAGGCAGCCUCCAGCAAAUGGCUUACCACACCGUGAACCGCCGCUACCGCGAGUUCCUCAACCUCCAGACCAGGCUGGAGGAGAAACCUGAGCUCCGCAAGUUCCUGAAAAAUAUCAAAGGCCCAAAGAAGCUGUUCCCUGAUCUCCCAUUUGGAAAUAUGGACAGUGAUAAAGUGGAAGCCAGAAAGAGCCUGCUAGAAUCUUUCCUGAAGCAAUUGUGUGCAGUCCCUGAGAUUGCAAACAGUGAGGAGGUGCAGGAGUUCCUGGCCCUCAACACCGAUGCCAGGAUUGCGUUUGUCAAGAAGCCCUUCGUUGUCUCCAGGAUAGACAAGAUUGUUGUCAAUGCCAUUGUGGACACCUUGAAGACAGCAUUCCCCAGGUCAGAGCCCCAGAGCCCCACGGAGGAUCUGAGCGAGUCUGAAGUGGAUGGGAAAUCGCAGACAGAUGGGAAGAAGACAAACAAGUCCAGGCUGAGAUUCUCCUCCAGUAAAAUUACUCCAGUGCUGAGUGUGAGUGAAGCUCAUGACAGGAUCUUGUACUCUGUCAGGGAAGGAAGUGCUGUCUCUGGCACCCUGUCCCUGGCUGCUAUGGAGUCCUUCAUCCAGAAGCAGGAGAAGCUGCUGGAGGCUGUCCCCAGCAAGGCUCCUGAAGGCGAGGGAGGCAGAGAAGUUAAAGAAAGCUCCAUGCAGGAGGACAUAGAUGGACUGGGCACAUCAAAGCAUGGAACACAUCCAGACACAGACCCUGACUCUGAAACAGCUUUGGCUGACCUGGCCCUGGAUGUGCUUCGUCUGCUGCUGAUGGAUCACUGGAGCUGGCUGUGCACAGAGAACAUCCAGAAGAUCUGCAACCUGCUCUUUGGGACCCUCAUUCAAAGGUGGCUGGAAGUCCAAGUGGUUAACCUGACCUGCACCCAGCGUUGGGUCCAGUACCUCCAGUUGCUCCAGGAAUCCAUCUGGCCUGGAGGAGUUUUACCAGCAGUGCCUAAACCAGCCAGGACAGAAGAACAGAAGAAAGCAGCAGCAGAGCAAGCCCUGCAGAGCCUGAUGGGGAUCUUGCCUAAUGUAAUCCAAGAAGUUCUUGGGACCAGUAAAUGUCAGAUGAGCUGGAAGCUGGUACUGGAGUCCCUGGGCCAGCCUGUGAUAAACAGGCACCUGGUUUUCUGCCUCUUGGAUAUUCUGCUGGAGUUCCUGGUUGUGAAGGGCUCCAGUGAUGAGCUUGGGACCGCAGCUGUCACACCAUCUGCCUCUAGAGGCCUGGAGCAAGCAGGCAUUUCAGCACACUGCCCAGGGCUGCUGUAG